Molecule: messenger RNA, 5180 nt
Organism: Stylophora pistillata
Lineage: Eukaryota; Metazoa; Cnidaria; Anthozoa; Scleractinia; Pocilloporidae
Product: transient receptor potential cation channel subfamily A member 1
Biological process (GO): monoatomic ion transmembrane transport
Cellular component (GO): transmembrane transporter complex; membrane
Molecular function (GO): monoatomic ion channel activity; protein binding
Source: RefSeq, a predicted model, not a curated record
GCAUUAAUUUGUGACGAGGUUUUGUCUUGAAAUUGUUUUAUUUUCUUUUUGAACACUAAAACUACCUUGGCAUGCAAUUGAAGAAUUAAAAAAGAAGAAACAAAAUGUAAGUUAUGUCAAGGCUGAACGGCACCUUUGAACCUUCUGGCUACCUCUGAAUGAUUUCAACGUUUAAAUAUUCUCGACCCAUUGAAUCGUAAGUGUUGCUGUGGUUUCCAAUCGACUGGUUUGUUCCUCCUCAACCCUGACUUUAUGAUGUGUGAGAUAAAUUUCUUAUGAAUGAAGCCUUUCAUUACAUAUCCAAUAGCCUCUGGGGCCGACAUGUUGUCAUUCAUUCUUCGCUGAAACAAAAAGAGAUGACAGGUCAAUUUCUUGAGAGGCAGAAAUGAGAGCUUCUCGAUACCUUCGUUCAAAAAGACUCAGCUUCCGGAAAAAGUGCGGUCUCGCUGGAUAAUGAGAAAUCACUGGUGCCGCGAACUUUGCCGGCAAUAAGCGACCAUAGAGCGAUCGUACAGCAUUCUCUGUAGAAAUCAAUACCAUCAACAUAUUUAGCCAUGGAGAAUGUGAAUAUUUUCAUACAAACGAUCAAAGAAACGACCUGCAAACUUAUUUACUAAGUCGAACGGAGGGCUCUUGAAGGAUUCUUACCGUUCCUGUAAUGGCAACAAACUGGGAUAAAGUCAAGUAUAUUUCUCGCGUGAGACCAGACACUGAUGGUGGGUUGUUCGAUGAUUGCAACGACUCGUUAGACGAAUGCGACGUGCGAGUGAAAAUUAAUGAGGUAUUGAGAGAAACAAACGAAAAUGGCUCGGGAACACAUGCUCAUCGUUUGCAUCCGUCUUCAACUCAUCUCCGAACGAAUUUUAAGCGAAAUUCUCGCGAGGCAUUAUACUUGUCAGUUCCACAAGACAUCGGAAGAAGAAACGUUGUGCAGAAGAGUUCAAGCGAAGUCUCCAUUGUGAAAACCUCUCUAAGGACUAGCAUAAGCAUGAAUUUAUUACCGCACUAUGGUUCAGAUUUAAAUGAGGAUAUUCCGGCGCGACCACAACCUUGUGUUAAAACGAACAGACGGGCGUUUGUGAAAGAUUUGUUUCUCAAACAGGAGGAGGGUGAUUGUUAUUUCAAAUUGAAGUCUGGUGACUAUGCAGAAAAUGAGAGAGAAACACUCCACACUUUAUCCAGAAAAGGAAAUACCGAAGAACUCAGAGCAUUCCUUCAGCAGAAUGAAGAUAUCGACAAAAAGGACAGUUAUGGUAAAACAGCCUUGCACUGCGCAAUAUCAGCGGGACAAGUCAAUACUGUAAAGUUUCUCCUCCACAAACAUGCAAACCCAAACCUCAAGGACCACAGAGAAGAGGCAGCACUUCACACCGCAGUGCGUACCGGGAACGUGGAAAUGGUUGAGGCUUUGCUAAACCACAAGACCACCAAUGUUAACAUUGAAGGACGCGGCAAGUACACUCCGCUGCAUAAUGCCGCUCAUUUGGAACACCGAAACGCGCUUGAAAUUUGCCAAAAGCUGCUGGACUGUGGGGCUAAAGUUACGGCAAGGGCAAUUGAUCAAAUGACACCACUCAGUGUAGCUGCCCAGAAGGGAUCAGCGGAUAUUAUGGCCUUGUUCUUCAAAAAAUGUCACGAAGUCCAGAGGGGUACAAAACAGAAGCUGGACCUUCUUUAUGGCGUGGACUCUGAAGGAAGCUCUCUACUGCAUCUUGCUAUAGACAGCGGUGUUUUAAAGGCUGUUAAACUUUGCUUGGACCAUGGUUGCUCUGUGACAGCUGUCAAGCGGUUAAAUGGUGGCACUCCUAUCCAUUUGGCCUGCCGUCUCGGUGCGCCAAUGAUUCUUCAGUGUUUAUACGAACAUGAUCCAGCGGCUUUCCAACACGCUUUGUUGGACAAAGAGUUCAUGACACCUCUACACAGGUGUGCCAUGUAUAAUCAUAUCAGUGUUGUCCAGUUUCUCGUAGAUCACGGGGUAGAUCUAAACCCUCGUGAUCGCGAGAAAUGCACCCCUCUACUGUUAGCAGCAGCUCAUGGUUGUUCAGCAGUUGUCUCACUGCUAUUAGAAAGUGGAGCGGACGUUACUUCCGAGGAUGACAAAAAACGAACCGCGCUGCACUGGGCAGUAGGACAGGACAGAACUAUUGAACGACUUCUGAAGGAUACACGGGUGCAAGAACUACAACUCGUUAAUCAACAGGACAUCACAGGGGCCACAGCUCUCCAUUAUGCUGCCCAAGGAGGUUUCCUAAAGAGUGUACUCUUACUUCUAAAGAACGGAACUGAUGCGAGUUUGAAGAAUAAUAAACUUGAAACUCCUCUUCACUUAGCGGCCAGUCAUGGCUGGCUACCGAUCGUCAAGAAGUUGAUGGAUGGUCGACAGACACGUUUAAUGAAUGUGGGCAACUUAAACGACCAUACCCCUCUCCAUUUGGCUGCUUCUAACGGCCAGGACAAGGUCGUCAAGUUCCUUUUGGACAGAGGAGCUACAAUUGAAAGGGAUACAGACGGCCGGACACCUCUACAUUUCGCCGCAGCUAAAGGAUCGCUGAAAAGUGUUCAAUUGAUCUGCUCUUCGAGUCCGAACUUUAUUAAUGUCGAAGACAACCCUGACCAGGACACUGCUUUGCACCUGGCCGCCAAAAAUGGACAUGCAGCCAUAGUGACGUAUCUCCUAUCCCAUGAUUCUCAAAAUGUAACGUAUAACGCUUAUAACCAGAAUGCAUUGGAUGUUGCGAUAGAGGCUGGAAAAGAACCAGUCGUGACAUGCAUUGCAGACCAUUUACGGUGGAGGGAAUUGUGUCAUAGAGUUGAAGAAGGCUUUACUCAACUACAGAGCCUUAUUAUGAAGAUGCCAUUGGCUGCGGAGAAAUUUCUUGAUAAAUGUGUUGAGGAAUCAGGAGAUAAAGAAAAAAGUGAAGAUUAUUCGAUAACGUACGACUUUAUGUUGCUACAAGGCAUGCCGGACCUCAGGAAACACGAUCCCAAGAAGUAUCUGGACAGCCUUCAUACAAUGGUGAAGUACAAACGAGUCAACUGUUUAUCACAUCCUGUAACAGGAGCGAUCAUGAACAUAAAGUGGAGGAGUGUGGGAUGGAAAGCCUAUACAAUGAACCUAGGAUUCUACAUUUUGUUCUUAGUCAUGCUGACCAUAAUGACUGUUUUACUUGAAGACGAAGAAAAGGCAACUUCUCUUCUUGACAUUCCACGCUUCACAAUUGUAGUCAUGAGUCUGUUCCAUCUGUUGAAAGAAAUAUUCCAAAUAUGGGACGAGAAAUUCAAGUACUUGUUGAAGAUAGAUAACUGGAUGGAGUGGUUUUUGUACAUGACAAGUCUUGUCUAUAUGUUCCAAUACAGUGGAAAAAUGGAUCCCAACACUGCAAAAGAUCAUUAUUCGUACAGCCUGAAGGCAGUCGCUGCUACGGCCAUAUUUAUCGCUUGGGUUAUAUUUGUGCUUUAUUUAAGAAGGUUCUCGACGUUUGGUAUUUAUAUAAUAAUGAUGACAAAUAUUAUCAAAACGUUAGUUAAGAUCAUUAUCUUGUUCAUUCCCUUUGUAAUUGCUUUUGGCAUUCCUUUUUUUCUUCUGUUACGAGAAAGAUUUAAGGAUGAAUCAAACGAAGCAACGCAAUACUUAUUUGACCGUCUUCCUUACUCGUUGUUCACAACUUUCAUGUUGAUUCUUGGUGAAAUGAAAUACCCGCAUACCGUGUUCAAGUAUCAACCGAUACCCUACCCGUGGAUAAGUUAUGUUGUGUACAUCAUCUUCUGUGUCUGUAUGCCAAUCAUUAUCAAGAACCUCUUAAUCGGUCUAUCGGUUGGUGACGUUAAUAGGAUUCUACAAUCUGCAAAAAUGGAACAGCAUGGAAUGCAGGUUGAAUUGCUUCUAGAAUUAGAGAGAGCCACACCCAGGAAAGUUCUUAGAAAGAUCUAUGUCGCAUUUUGUGUGGAAUACCCCAACAAAAAGCGUACAUGGAGACAAAAGUUGGUAGAAUUUGGUUCGCCCAAGAGACACACAGCAAAUCAACAGACUUAUGUCAAUCCCGCUCUGGUUCAGAUCAGUGACAAAGUUACUAAACUAGCGGAAAAAGUUGAUCAACAAGAGGACAAGUUACAAAAUAUUAUCCGUUUGCUGGGAAGACUUGAUCAAAGAUUGACCGAAAUGUCUCCGGCUGGAAAACCAUCAACUUCCGCUACAGAUGAAAAGCCAGCUCUCGCGAGAGAGACUCCGAUGGUUCCGUUCAACGGUUAUGCGCAGGAACGUCAAGCUGCAGGAAUGACACGUAGAACGUCAAUGGUAAAAACAGAAGAAUUUAAUUCCAUGAAAAGGGAGUGAACGUGUGAUAUUGGAUGGUGUCUUGUAGACUAAAAUCACAAGUCCAUAUUGCACCAUUCUGCUCACACGCUUUCAUGGGAUUGUUUCUAAUUUCUCCUUUUUCGUCUUGUUCUGCUUUCAUAUUCUAAAGAGUAAAGGAAUCCCACCGAAUCACCUGACUCAGUUAUAUCUUGUUGUUUAUUGCUCCAAAGACGUUCUGAAAUACCUAAGCUACUAUGCUUAGUUCCUUUUUUCAAAAACCUAACGUUUGUUUUACCGGUAAACUCAUAGCUAUUUUAUUGCUUUUACUGGUUUGGUAACGCACCUGGGAUGUUGGAGGAACUCCUUCACUUCGCUGUUGUCAACUCUCGCUUUUCACGCCUGUCUCUUAAAUAAAAUGGGUAGAAUAUCUUACUAUGCGAAAUUUUGUUUCAGGAGUCAACAGUUUAAGCCAAAUAAUCUCCGUAGCCCAGCUGAUGGUGCUAGUACUGACAACUACUGACAUAGCCUAAUUGUCUUGGCAUGAAAUUUUGGUGCAAAAACUGAAAGAACUCGUCAUUCAUGAACUCCGUCAGUUUGAUUUCAGUGGAAGCAACUUCCAAUUAAAAAAAAGUGCAGUUUAACCGAUCAAGAAAUGGCGCAUGGAGUAUCGCGGUGCCGAAGAUUCAUCGGAAGAAUUCGGAGAGCGCUGGUUCCUUAUCUUGACGAAAAGGGAACUGACUUUUACAUGAUGUAAACGAUUCAGUCUUCGGAUCCUCAAGACAGCACUAAAAAAUACGUGGGAGAGAAUAUCAUUAGGCUUAAACAUAAAAAAUGCAAUUUUUAGGUUUCUCUUCAAAUCAUUGGAAAUAAAAAUUUAAAGAAUCAA